AUGUUCAGAGCGCCCCUGCCGCAACAGGCGCAAAGAAUCCAGCCGACUGAAGCUGGGCCCUCGACGGCUCCCUCGCUCUCAGCUGACGGAGUCGUGGGCACUGAUGGCGCUCCCUUGCCGCCUGCUCCCGGUGCUUCGGCCGAGGGCGAUUCUCUCAUCAACAGAAUGAUGGCAGACAAGCAAGUGCUCCCAUACUUUUCUGCUGGUGCCGGUCUUAUGGGUAUCGGCGUAGUUCUGACCGCUCUCCGUCGCUCAGUGACCCUCGGAGCAACUUUCGCCCAACGCCGUAUGCUAGUCACUCUCGAAAUACCCUCCAAAGACCGCUCUUACCCCUGGUUCCUCGAAUGGAUGGCACACCAGACCGCUGCCCAGCAGAAAGGCAAGGCGAAAGCACCUGGGUUGUUUGGGUUUGGCCAGGGACUGAGGAGCCACGAGCUUGCGGUGGAGACGAGCUACAAGCAGCAUGAGAAUGGGGCGAGUGAGGCUGUCUUCAACUUGGUGCCGGGGCCGGGCACCCAUUACUUUAAAUACGACGGGUCGUGGUUCCAGGUCAAACGAGAACGCGAUUCCAAACUCAUGGACCUCCAUUCCGGAACUCCCUGGGAAACCCUCACCCUCACAACUCUCUCCACCUCCCGCAACCUCUUCUCCAACCUCCUCUCCGAAGCCCGUGAACUAGCCGAGGCUUCGACAGAGGGAAAGACGGUGGUAUACACUGCUUGGGGAGUGGAGUGGCGGCCAUUCGGGAAGCCACGGAGGAGAAGGGAGAUGGGGAGUGUAGUGUUGGCAGAGGGACAGGCGGAGGAGAUUGAGAGUGACCUGAAGGGAUUCUUGGGGAGAGGCAAGUGGUAUGCGGAUAGAGGUAUACCAUAUAGAAGAGGGUAUCUCCUCCAUGGACCUCCAGGUUCCGGUAAAACCUCCUUCAUCCAAGCCCUCGCCGGUUCUCUCAACUAUAACAUCUGUCUUAUGAACCUCAGUGAACGAGGUCUGACGGACGACAAGCUCAACCAUCUCCUGGGUCUUGUCCCCGAGAGAAGUUUUGUCUUGUUGGAAGAUAUCGACUCGGCUUUCAACCGACGUAUACAGACUAGUGAAGACGGCUACAAAUCUUCAGUGACAUUCUCUGGACUCUUGAACGCUCUUGACGGUGUGGCCUCUUCGGAAGAACGCAUCAUCUUCAUGACCACCAACCACUUUGACCGCCUCGAUCCCGCCCUCAUCCGUCCAGGCCGAGUAGACAUCCAAGCGCUACUCGGGGACGCCGAGGGCGAGCAGGCCAAGCGGCUCUUUAUCAAGUUCUACGGCAACACCCCCUCUGAAAUUGAAGGCGCUGUCAAGGGCAGGAUCAUGCGGGAAGGCGAAGUACCGCUGAGUGAUGAAGAAGUGGAGACUAUGGGCAAUGAAGUGCAGGGUAUAAUAGAGAAUGAAAAGAGGCAAGGGAGGGCUGUGAGUAUGGCUAGUCUCCAGGGCCACUUUAUCAGGAAUGGGGCGAAGGAGAGUAUAGGAGGUAUCAGGGAGCUGUGUAGGCCUCUAGAACAAGAGUAG
This is a messenger RNA of Cryptococcus wingfieldii CBS 7118, 1545 nucleotides long. RefSeq names its product mitochondrial chaperone BCS1. Gene Ontology annotation, cellular component: mitochondrial inner membrane. NCBI's taxonomy places the organism in Eukaryota, Fungi, Basidiomycota, Tremellomycetes, Tremellales, Cryptococcaceae. Gene Ontology annotation, molecular function: ATP binding; ATP hydrolysis activity. Bases 1 to 1545 code for a protein of 514 amino acids. The transcript is spliced from 6 exons. Gene Ontology annotation, biological process: protein insertion into mitochondrial inner membrane from matrix; mitochondrial respiratory chain complex III assembly. The record is from RefSeq and is a predicted model, not a curated record.